UCACUGUCUCUCCCGCUGCCAAGGAAACCGAGAGGAACAAAAAACCCAGUCGGCUUGCUAGGGUUUAUCGCGGAAUCGAGACCUUCGAGGGACUGCGUUUCUGUUUGUCCAAUCAAUCAAAUUGUUCCUUCGUCUGCCACUGCUCAGUUCGUGGAGGUGAUUUCGUUGCUUUGCUUGAUUAGCUUCAAAAGAUGUCUUCUUUUAAAAAUGCAAUCCCUAGAAAGGCUCACAAGGAGCGAGCUCAACCGCAAUCGAGGAAGAAGUUUGGAAUUCUUGAAAAACACAAGGACUAUGUCGUUCGUGCAAAAGCGUUUCACAAGAAAGAGGAGACACUACGGAGGCUCAAGGAGAAAGCUGCUUCUAGGAACCCGGAUGAGUUCUAUUUCAAGAUGAUCAAAACUAAGACUGUUAAUGGAGUUCAUAAACCAGAGAGCGAGGCGAAUAAAUACACUCAUGAAGAACUCAUGUUGAUGAAGACCCAAGAUAUGGGAUAUAUUCUUCAGAAAUUGCAGAGUGAUAAGAAGAAAAUAGAAAGGUUAACUGCUGUGCUGCACUCACUUGAUGGUCAGCCAUCAAACAGACAUGUUUACUAUGCAGAAGACAGGGAGGAGGCCAAAGAAAUGCAGUCUCAAUUUCCCAAAGAUGGAAAAGUAACUGUAUCUGAGGAUUUCCCUGAUGGUAUUGUAAGGAAAACAGCUGCUUCUUACAGAGAACUUGAGGCAAGGAAGAAGAGAGUAAACGAGUUGGAAAAAGUAUAUAUGGAUAUGGCACUGCAGAAAGAAUUACAGAAAAAUGGUCGGAAGCGAAAAUUACGUGAAGACGAGAUUGCGUCUCCAACCUCCAAACCAGUAUACAAGUGGCGAGCAGAACGGAAGCGAUGAAAUGUACGGAGUUUACUGUGACACACUGAUGUAUUCAGCAGCGUGUUUGAGUAUCAAUCAUAUUACUUGUGUAUUUCACCAUCUUGAAUUUCAAGACCUGAGGAGUGAGGAGAAAGUAAGGAGUGGAAAUUUUGUCAUUGGGGUGAGAUAUUAUUAUUACAUCUCUUGGAUGUGGCUUAUAUACUGGAACAAAGAUGAUUCGUUGGAAUGUCACACUGAAGCAGGUGAGAUGAGAAAAUUAUGAUGUCUUCAGAUUUAUUUAUUUUUUUCCCCCUCU
This is a messenger RNA of Tripterygium wilfordii, 1158 nucleotides long. RefSeq names its product probable U3 small nucleolar RNA-associated protein 11. Gene Ontology annotation, biological process: rRNA processing. Gene Ontology annotation, cellular component: small-subunit processome; nucleolus. The record is from RefSeq and is a predicted model, not a curated record. Bases 192 to 881 code for a protein of 229 amino acids. The transcript is spliced from 9 exons. Lineage: Eukaryota; Viridiplantae; Streptophyta; Magnoliopsida; Celastrales; Celastraceae.